AUGACACUCGGAGGCGAGAGUGGGAAACCAGUGUACGUGCAGCUCCCGGAGCUGGGCGGCCACUCGCGCAAGGCGUAUGCACUGGGUUUCAACUGCGACGGGUCCAUGCUGGCCUCCGGCUCGAACGACCGCAGCAUCCGCAUCUGGAACCCUGCCUCUGAGCGCGAGCUGAUGGAGCUCCGAGGCCACUCUGAAGCAAUUCUGUCGCUGGCGUGGGAUCCCACGGCGUCUCAUAGUCUGGCGAGCACGGGCGCCGACAAGACCGUGCGCUUCUGGGACACCAAGACCGGCCGCAUGGUCGCUAGCGUCUCGCUGCCCAGCGACGCCGUCAAUAUUGCUUAUCGACAUGACGCCAAGUAUGUCGUCGUGGGUAAUCUGGACUGCAUCACGCUCAUUGACUCGCGCAAGGCGCGUGUGGUGCGGCGCGUGGUGAAUCCGUUCGAGUCGUACGAGAUGCAGUUCAGCAAGACGGGGUUCCUCUUUGUGGCCGCUGGUCAUGCUGCCGGAUUCGGUACCUUUGAAAUCAUGCGGGUGGUCGCCGAGAAGAAAGGAAACCCGAAUCUGGAGAGCGCGCACAAGGUUACGGCACAUGCAGGAAGCUGCGUUUGCUUGGACCUUCAUCCGUCGGGAAGAUACUUGGCGCUAGGCGGACUGGAUUCGCUCGUGAGCCUCUGGGACUUGGAAGAACUUUACUGCGCUAAAACGUUCGUAGUGACAACCUCAAGCAUCCGCUUUGUUCGCUUUAGCUACGACGGCAAGUUUCUCGCGAUUGGCAUGGAAGACCCCAAUUUGCUUGUGGUGGACGUAGAAAGUGGCGAGGAAGUCGUGAAUCUGCAACUUCAGAACAACCUGCAGUACUUGAGUUGGCAUCCCAGCAAAAACCUGCUGGCAUAUGUUGGUGACAAGGCUUCAAGCGAGAAGCACUCCAACCGCGACGGUGUCAUUAAAAUGAUCGAGCUAAAGGAAUAG
Peronospora matthiolae is the source of this 969-nucleotide messenger RNA. The record is from the annotation of a GenBank genome assembly. Lineage: Eukaryota; Oomycota; Peronosporomycetes; Peronosporales; Peronosporaceae.